Messenger RNA from Exophiala xenobiotica, 1528 nucleotides. RefSeq lists its product as uncharacterized. The record is from RefSeq and is a predicted model, not a curated record. The transcript has a single exon. NCBI's taxonomy places the organism in Eukaryota, Fungi, Ascomycota, Eurotiomycetes, Chaetothyriales, Herpotrichiellaceae. Gene Ontology annotation, molecular function: hydrolase activity. Bases 431 to 1429 code for a protein of 332 amino acids.
CCUAAUCCCACAAGACCCUUACGUUUAAUCACACGAUAUCGACGUCCAGGCGUGUCCUCGCCGGAGACAUUCCAUCCAAAUAACUCGCCGAUACUACAAUAGAUGUCAUUGCCAUCUGAUUCUCGAACUGCUGGCAAUUCACGCCAACUGUCCAGCGGGGGGCCUCAGGCAAGAUACCCGCCCCUACAACCACAGGGCUGGCGUUCUGCAUUAAGAUGAGACCAAACGAGCAAAAGAGUAGCAUAUGCAUACAUGUAGUAAGCCUUGGUUGGCAUGGCGUGCAGUCACGCAGUACUAGUAGAUGCGAUGCUUGUACGCGCGGCCCUAAACCCUCAAUCUCACCUCUGGCAGCGAUUCUAGUAUUAUAAACCCUUGAGGAGUAUCUUGUCCUCUAACUUCAGCAAAGAGGAUCAUCUAGCAGUAUUGAAAGAUGAACCAACUCAAAAAGAAGACUCUCGACGUCAAACGGUCAUUGACUUACACCUACUACAUCUCCGACAAGACCAAAGCGAACUCCUCCAAGCCAGUCUUGUUCUUCAUUCAUGGCUUCCCAGACAGCGCGCACAUGUGGUCCGACGUGAUCGAUCAACUUCCAGGCCUCCCAUACCGCAUGCUCGCCAUCGACACGCUUGGCUAUGCCGGCAGUUCCAAGCCCACCGAUACCGCUCUCUACAGCUAUUCAGAUAUGAGCAACGAUUUUCUGGAGAUCCUUGACGCAGAAGACAUCAAGAAAACCAUUGUCAUUGGACACGAUUGGGGCUCUGGCCUCGCGCAGCGAAUGUAUCUGCAUCACCCGGAUUACGUGGUUGGCAUGAUUCUCCUGAGUGUCGCCUACCUACCACCUACAUACCAACCUUACGACCUUGAUGCCGCCAAUGCGUGGGCCGAACAGACCUUGGGGUACACCAGCUUUGCGUACUGGGAGCUCUUCACUGCUCCAGAUGGCGCGAAGAUCAUCAACGAGAACCUUGAGAAGUUCUGGGAGGUCCUGCAUGGCGACGUCGACGACUGGAUGAAGAAGAUGUUCUGUGUCCGCGGCGCUAUGCGGAACUACCUCUUGGGCGAUGAGCAUGUCCCGUUGAAACCCUACGCGAAGGAUCCCAAGUGGAAGAACGAAUUCAUGGAACGCUAUCAGCGAGACGGCUUUGACGCGCCUGUUCAGUACUACAAGGCCAUGGCGAACAAUAUCCAAUCGGAGUCCGAUAUGUCUAUCCCGAAAGAACGCCUCAAGCUCCAAGUCCCGGUAUGCUACAUUGGGUGUACCGGUGAUGCAGUCUGCCGCACCGACUUCAACGAGCCUUCGAAAGCGGCAGGCUUGAUGCCAGAUCUAGAAGAACAUGUCAUUGAAUCAGCACAUUGGUGUCCGCAGGAAGAACCUGAGGAGGUCGCCAAAAUCAUCAAGAAUUUUGUGACCAAGCGAUUCUCCUGAAAGCAACGGAGUUGCAGCGUCAGGCGUCUAGAUGUCUAUCAAGAACCUAUCCACUCCUUUAAUGUAGGUCAUAAGUCUAGCACAAUAGUACCUAUCCCC